This is a messenger RNA of Eremothecium gossypii ATCC 10895, 450 nucleotides long. It is a transcript of the gene NCB2, whose product is annotated as negative cofactor 2 transcription regulator complex subunit NCB2. The coding region runs from base 1 to 450 and encodes 149 amino acids. Gene Ontology annotation, cellular component: negative cofactor 2 complex. The transcript is spliced from 2 exons. NCBI's taxonomy places the organism in Eukaryota, Fungi, Ascomycota, Saccharomycetes, Saccharomycetales, Saccharomycetaceae. The record is from RefSeq and is marked provisional. Gene Ontology annotation, molecular function: core promoter sequence-specific DNA binding; protein heterodimerization activity; general transcription initiation factor activity. Gene Ontology annotation, biological process: chromatin remodeling; positive regulation of transcription by RNA polymerase II; RNA polymerase II preinitiation complex assembly.
AUGGGCGAGGCAGACGACAUCACUUUGCCGAAGGCUACGGUGCAGAAGAUCAUCUCGGAGGUGCUUGACUCGGAGCUGACAUUCAGCAAGGAAGCGCGGGAAAUCAUCAUUGAUGCGGGGAUUGAGUUCAUCAUGAUUUUGUCGGGGAUGGCGUCGGAGAUGGCAGAAAGCGAAGCGAAGAAGACCAUAGCGCCAGAUCACGUGAUCAAGGCGUUGCAGGAACUCGAGUUUGAAGAGUUUGUGCCGUACCUCGAGCAGACGCUCGCACAGCAUAAGGAGAACCAGAAGAUCCGCGAGCGGCGGGACGCCAAGUUCAAGAAGUCGGGGCUGUCGGAAGAGGAGUUGCUUCGACAGCAGGAGGAGUUGUUCCGGCAGAGCCGGUCGCGCUUCCAUCAGAACAGCGUUUCGGGAGGCGGGACAGAGGGGCCGGUAAAGCCGGAGGACGUGUAA